Branchiostoma belcheri (Belcher's lancelet) is the source of this 1230-nucleotide messenger RNA. Its product is annotated as kynurenine formamidase-like. The record is from RefSeq and is a predicted model, not a curated record. The transcript has 6 exons. Gene Ontology annotation, molecular function: arylformamidase activity. The coding region runs from base 38 to 940 and encodes 300 amino acids. NCBI's taxonomy places the organism in Eukaryota, Metazoa, Chordata, Leptocardii, Amphioxiformes, Branchiostomatidae.
GUGACGGCUUGGGGUGACCUGCAGCUGUCUUACAUUUAUGUCGUCACAAAAUCGGGCUAUGUCACUACAAAACAUGGCGGCUACAACAGGUUUUUCGCCCGUUCUCGUCUUGAUACUGUUGGGACUGCACGGUGAGUGUUAUGGACAGUCUGAUGACGAAACCCGCCUGAUAGACCUGACAUGGACUAUGGAGGAGGGAAUGAACGUGUAUCCAUCACACGCAAAGUACCGCUUCACCAUUGUUAAAAGAGGUGAACAGCCCCGUGGGUACUACCUGGAGACCAACAACGUCUUCAUGGCCGAACAUACGGGAACUCACCUGGACGCGCCGGCGCACUUCGUGGAAGGAGCUUGGAGACUUGACCAGAUCCCGCUGGGUCAGCUGACGGGUCCGGGAGUUGUGGUGGACGUGAGAGACAAGAUCGGCAACAACUCGCGCUACGCCGUCACUCCGCAGGACUUACAGGACUGGGAACGAGAGCAUGGGCGGAUCCCAGACGACAGUAUUCUCAUGCUCCGAACAGGUUGGGGGGAGUGGUACUGGGAACGAGGACCUAGUGCCUACCUGGGCACAGAUACCACAGACACCACCCUGCUGCGCUACCCCGGUCUGCACCCAGAGGGCGCUCAGUGGCUUGUAGACAACCGCAAGGUGAAGGUGGUCGGCAUAGACACCAUUAGCCCUGGGGGUGUUCCCGUCCACGAAACCCUCCUAGGCAGCAACGUCAUCAUCAUAGAAAACGUGGCUCACCUGGACGAGAUGCCCGCUACCGGUUCCACCGUGUACGCCAUGCCCAUGAAGAUCGGCCAGGGAAGCGGAGGCCCUGCCCGGGUCUUCGCAAUCGUGGACGGCAGAACCAGCACAGCGGGACCGACAGCGCCGCACAACCUGGUCGUCUUGUUGUCUGCAAUUAUUCUAUUCAUGUUGGCUUUCACGUAAAAUGGCGCUCACAUGAGUUUUUACCGUUGAUUUCCAGUGUUGUUUCAGCCAAAAUUAUGACAAACGAACACCACCAGUGUAGCAAUGUCUAAUUUCUUUUGCUUGCCUAAAUUGGCAAGAUCCGUUCUACUUUUGUAAGAAUACAGAUAAUUUCUUUUAAUUGUAGUUUGUACUUACACCAUUUUGCAUAUCCACCAUCUAGUAGUCAAUUUGCAAUUAAACAAGAGGACUAUCGCCUUAUACAGACCCUCCCUCCCCGAUAAAUAUCGUACACUCCCUUUCGCUACAAC